Coregonus sp. 'balchen' is the source of this 1012-nucleotide messenger RNA. Lineage: Eukaryota; Metazoa; Chordata; Actinopteri; Salmoniformes; Salmonidae. The record is from the annotation of a GenBank genome assembly.
CAAUUGAACUGCAAGGAAAAUAAGCUUCACACACAACUUCAAUUUACACAACUUCAAUUUCGCUGAAGAACAAAGAGAAUAAUGCAGCUCGCCAACAUUCCUCUUUUUGGCCUUGUUCUCCUGUUCUUAAAUAUGCCGCUGAGCAGCGAGUAUCCUGUCUACAACGGUUUACUGACCAAUGAUGACAUGGAGGUCUUAAAUGUGAGCCCCUUUUAGGCUAUACAGCCUUAUAUCUGCCUUUGAGGGAUGUCUUGUUCCGGAAAUAUCUAGUAGUUUAUAAUCCCUAGACGUUGAAGCCCAAGGGUAUCAUUAAAACUGUUUGUUCAAACGUGUUUUUGACAUUGCAGGUACUUCUCCAUCAACUUGAAAAGUCCUUUCCUGAGCGGAGUGAGGUCGAGCAAGUCUCCACAGAAAAGUUGGACGACGUCACUCCCGAAGACAUGGCAAUGGUUGCAGAGGAUGAGAGAGAGCAACCACAAACAAGACUGGACAAAGCCGUCAUAAGAGAGUUCCUCUCGGCUCGGGACCUGAAAACUGUCCGAAACGACUCAACAUCAAAAAGAUACUCAGGCUGCUUCGGGCGAAGGAUGGACCGAAUUGGCUCAAUGAGCUCUCUUGGAUGCACCACGGUUGGCAAAUACAGUGAGUAUAGUUCAGGUUUAGAUGGUAUAGGCUACUGUGCAUCAGAUACAAUCUCUUAAUCAAAUAGUGUCCAAGUAGUUGACGCCAAAACAGUGUGGUAAAGUUGUCUGAUAUCCAUUGUGAGAGUUCUAAUGUUAAGAGACAAACUUAUGUUGUCUAAUGUCUUGUUUUCUCUAUUUUCAGAUGCAAAGAGAAGAUGAAGUCUUACACAUAACCUGGAACAGCAACGUCAUUACUUACCAAAAUGUAUUCUUAUUUAUAGGCUACGUAUUUAUUUUAUUAUAUUUAUUGAACUUUGUUUAUUGCCAAUAUAUUUAUUUGAACUGAUGUAAGAUGGUGUCAUGGUGUACAAUAAAUGUUUACAACUGAG